AUGGCGACGGACUCGGAGAAAGAGAACGCCUUUGCUGGGCUAGAGAAGGCUAGGCCGAGCCAUGUUGAGGACGGCGUCGGCGGGCUUGCGCUCGACGAGGAAACCAACAAGAAGCUCCUCCGACGCAUCGACUGGCGGGUCAUGCCUGUUCUCUGCUUUACUUACGCCCUGCAAUUUUACGAUAAAGCCCUCCUCAGCCAAGCCGCCAUCUUCGGUCUCCGCGCUGACCUCGGGCUGGAAGAUGGCCUGACGUACUCCUGGGCCUCGCUCAUCUUCUACUUCGGCUACAUAGCUGGCACCUACCCGGUCUCGCUCCUGGCGCAGCGCUAUCCAACUCGCAUCGUGCUAACAGUCAUCUGUCUGCUCUGGUCGGUCGUCGUGCUGACUACACCGGCUUGUCGAAACGCCAAGGACUUCUUGGUCAAUCGUUUCUUUCUCGGGCUGAUCGAGGCGGGCGUAUCGCCGAUUUUCAUGCUGGUCGUGGGGCUGUGGUACACACAUGCCGAGCAGGUAUCGCGAUCGAGUUGGUGGUACUCUUUCAGCGGCGGCUCACUGUUGGUGUCGCCGUUGAUCAACUAUGGGCUAGGCCACAUUCAAGGCGGGCGACUGCAGCCGUGGCAAUACAUGUACCUGAUUGCAGGCAGUGCCACGACGAUUUGGGGCGUUGCCUUGUGGUGGCUAUUCCCUGAUACACCGCAGAACGCUAAGGGUUUCACGGAGGAGGAGAGAGCGUUAUUGGUUGAGCGGGUCAGGGGGAACAAUGCCGGGGCGGAGAAUAAGGAGUUCAAGUUGUACCAGGUGUUAGAGGCGCUGCGGGACUACCGUAUGUGGGGAUUGUGUGUGCUCUCAAUCGUGUCGUGCACUGGUUCCGCGGCGGUGACGGUGUUUGCGCCAAUUGUCUUCAACGGAAUGGGGUUCGGAGUGUUUGAGUCGCUGCUGCUCAACCUGCCCAUCGGUGCGCUGGCGUUUAUUUGUAUCCUUGGGUCGGGGUACAUCGGCCGGUUCGUCCCGAACGCACGGUUCCAUCUCAUCUCGAUCUCAUGUCUCCCAGUCAUCCUGGGUUGCGCGUUGUUAUGGCAACUCCCCUCGUCUAAUGUGGCAGGGCGCAUCGCCGGAUACUAUCUGAUCAACUUCUUCUCCGCGGCGUGGGUGCAAUGCAUUGGCUUGGGCACUUCCAACGUGGCCGGCCAUACGAAAAAGUCCGUCUACGCUGCCGCUACUUUCAUUGCCUACUCCGUAGGCAACAUUAUUGGGCCGCUGAUGUUCGACGCGUCGUAUGCACCGCGUUACGAUCAGAGCUUCACCGGCGUGAUGAUCUGCUUCGUCGUUUGCUUCGUGUGCGCCGAGGCCCUUCGUUUCUUGUCCGUGAGGGAAAAUAAGCGGCGAGACGCAAAGUAUGGGGAGCCGGAUGAUGUGCACGGGUUGGAGGAUUACACGGAUCGGGAGAACAAAUCGUUUCGGUAUCAUUUGUGA
This is a messenger RNA of Dichotomopilus funicola, 1473 nucleotides long. Its product is annotated as thiamine pathway transporter THI73. Gene Ontology annotation, cellular component: membrane. The transcript is spliced from 4 exons. The record is from RefSeq and is a predicted model, not a curated record. Gene Ontology annotation, molecular function: transmembrane transporter activity. Gene Ontology annotation, biological process: transmembrane transport. NCBI's taxonomy places the organism in Eukaryota, Fungi, Ascomycota, Sordariomycetes, Sordariales, Chaetomiaceae. The coding region runs from base 1 to 1473 and encodes 490 amino acids.